Suillus clintonianus is the source of this 1140-nucleotide messenger RNA. RefSeq lists its product as uncharacterized. The record is from RefSeq and is a predicted model, not a curated record. The transcript has 2 exons. Lineage: Eukaryota; Fungi; Basidiomycota; Agaricomycetes; Boletales; Suillaceae. Bases 1 to 1140 code for a protein of 379 amino acids.
AUGCGUCACCAUCUCUCGUUCUGCCUAAGUCUGUCGUCCGACAGCCGCCGCUCUUUCUACUGGAUCGCGGAUGCGCCUUCCAUCUCCCGUUCUGUCUCUCUUUCCGAACAUAAGCCUGUCGUCCGACAGCAGCCGCUCUUUCUACUUGAUGACGGAUGCGUCACCAUCUCCCGUCCUGUAUCUCUUUCCGUUGAACAUGCGGACGCACCCGCUGCUUCUCCCGCCCGCUCAUCUAGCUUGGCAUCAUCUGACCAAAGUCGCUCUUUCUACUGGAUGACGGAUGCGUCACCAUCUCCCGUUCCGUCUGUCUUUCCGCUGAACAUCACUACAAGCCUGUCGUCUGACAGCAGUCGCUCUUUCUACUGGACGACGGAUGCGUCACCAUCUCCCGUUCCGACUCUAUUCCCGAACAUCCUCAAGCCUGUCGUUCGACAGCUGUCGCUCUUUCUACCGGAUCGCGGAUGCGCCUUCCAUUUCACAUUUCCCUCUUUCUUCAUUUAUCGUCCGACCCACGUCGCACCUUCGUAUACCCCUUUUACCUUUCUCUUUCAUCAUAUUUAUUGUCCGACCCAUGUCACUCCUUCAUAUACCCCUUUUACCUUUCUCCUUCCUCAUAUUUAUCGUCCGACCCACGCCGCUCCUUCGACAUAUACCCCUUUCACCUUUCUCUUUCCUCAUAUUUAUCGUCCGGCCCACGCCGCUCCUUCGACAUAUACCCAUUUCUCCUUCCUGUUUCAUUUUUCGUCCGACCCACGUCACUCCUUCAACAUAUACCCAUUUCUCCUCUCUGUUUCAUUCAUCGUCCGACCUUCAACAUAUACCCAUCUCUCCUCUCUGUUUCAUUCAUCGUCCGACCCACGUCGCUCCUUCAACAUAUACCCAUUUCUCCUUCAUCGUCCGACCCACGUCACUCAUUCAACGUAUACCCAUUUCUCCUUCAUCGUCCGACCCACGUCACUCCUUCAACAUAUACCCCUUUCACCUUUCACCUUUCGUUUUCAUCUCAUCUACCGCCCCGAUCACCGUCAUUCCCCUCAUUCUUUCGCUAUCACUUUCUCUCAGCUCUUCUUCCAAGCCUCGAGCCCGCCCGCCCGCUCCUGCACUCUGCCACGGACGCCGGCGCGGGACGGCCUACACUAA